AUGCACAUUCACAUAAGACACGAACAAGCUGAAUUGUCACAAACACUGCAACUGUUGAGCGAGAAGGCGAAGCAUGCCACCGAAGAUAUUUCGAAGUUAAAGCAAAUGAAUGAUAAAGUCAACAUGAAUUGCUCAGAUUUCAAGCAGAACAUCACGGUUCAAAUCGAUGCACUUGUUGAGCAAUUACUACAGAGGAAGGAGAAAUUACUGCAGUAUGCGGAUGACGAAUGUGAAUAUAAGAAACGUAUCUUCAAAGAUCAAAUUUCUCGAUGUACCGGAAAGCUGUCGAAAACCACUGCAUUGAUACAAUUCUGCAUCGAAAUCCUGAAGGAGCCCGAUCCAGCAACAUACUUACAAGUAAGUAGCGCGCUUAUUAAUCGCACCACAACGCAAGAGUUUAUGUGGCAUAAGGAGAUGCAAACGAAACCCGAAGCAGAUGCUGAAUUCGUGUUGAAUCUUGACACGAAGCAUUUACAGUACGCAAUUCAAUCGCUUGAUUUCGCCCAGCUCAAAGUUCCAACUCCGCCAAUCAUCGACACUUCGGAAUGUGCUGCCGAAAAUAAUUCCGUGACGAUCGUAUGGCGACCACGUAAUGACGGCUGUGCAGUGGACGGUUACGUACUUGAGAUUGAUUCAGGAUCUGAUGACGGAGUUUUUAAGGAAGUGUAUUGUGGAGCAGAUACCAUUUGUACAAUUGACGGUCUGCAUUUUAACACGGUUUAUAAUGCUCGAGUGAAAGCUUUCAAUUCUGCUGGUGAAAGUUUAUACAGCGAUAUCAUUUGCCUUCAAACUGCCACUGUGGCGUGGUUUCAACUGAGCAAAUCGUCCUCUCAACACGAUAUACACCUAUCGAACGAGUGCAUGUCCGUGACGGCAAGUUCAAUGGAAUACCGUUGUAUACUCGGCUCAAUAGCCUUCUCGAAAGGUGUUCACUAUUGGGAGGUGAGCGUCGAUCGACACGAUGGCAACGGUGAUAUCGUCGUUGGUGUUGCUCAGCCGUCUAUCAAUCGGCAAACUAUGCUUGGUAAAGAUCUUCAUGGAUGGUCAAUGUAUGUGGAUGGUGAACGCUCGUGGUAUUUACACAACGAGACGCAUCACAGCCGUAUUAUUGGUGGUGUUCGUGUGGGAUCCGUGAUUGGCAUUCUACUGGACUGUGACAAAGGAACUCUGUCAUUCUACAUCAACGAUAGACAUCGAGAAUUCGAAGGGAAUCAAAUUGCAUUCAGGAAUAUGCCACGAGGACUGUAUUAUCCAGCAUUUAGCGUGAACUGUAAUGCGCUGAUAACAGUUCAUACGGGACUUGCACCGCCCGGAAGUUCGAGUAGCAGUGAGUGUAACAGUGAUGGUGAGAGGAGCUGA
This is a messenger RNA of Anisakis simplex (herring worm), 1359 nucleotides long. The record is from the annotation of a GenBank genome assembly. Lineage: Eukaryota; Metazoa; Nematoda; Chromadorea; Rhabditida; Anisakidae.